AUGACGUCCGCGGGCAUGGGGCACGUGUCCAGGCAGGAGCACGUGUCCGUGCAGGAGCACGUGUCCGUGCAGGAGCACGUGACCGUGCAGGAGCACGUGUCCGUGGAGUUCUCCAGCUCCAGUUCCAGCUCCCACGUGCAGAGGUUCUCCCAGACGACCAAGGUUGUGGGAGAGGAAGUCGUGUCCAGGAAGACCUCUGCCACGGUGGAGCACUUCAGGCUGGUGACCCACAGCUCAACCAUCCCCGAGGGGGAGAGUGUCCCAGAGUUCGUGGAUAAGCCGCACCCCAUCACCGCUGCAGAAGGAGACAAGGCCGUGUUCCGGGCCAGAGUGACGGGCAGCCCCAAACCCACCGUGACCUGGAAGAGAGAGAGCGGGCUCCCCAUCAAGGAAAGCGCCAAGAUCUUCUACGACAGCAUCAAUAAGGAGUACGUGCUGAAGCUGGAGCCGCUCGCCUCGGACGACUCCGACAACUACAAGUGCAUUGCAGCCAACAGCCACGCGGACGCCAUCUACACCAUGUCCCUCCUGGUGACCGAAAGCCAGGAAAAGAUGGAUUUCAAGAAGAUGCUGAAGAAAAGGGCACCGCCGGCUCCCAAGAAGCCACAGAAGGUGACCGACGAGAAGGAGAUGCUGAAGAUCCUGUCCAAGGUGCAGAAGAAGGACUUCGAGAAGGUCUGCCUGGAAUACGGUUUCACCGACUUCCGCGGGCUGCUCAAGAAGCUCAAGGAGAUGAAGAAGAAAGUGGAGGUGGAGGCCAUCCGGAUCCUCAAGCCACUGGAAGACUUGGAGGUCAAGGUGGACAGCACUGCAGUGUUUGACUGCAUCCUGGAACUGAAGGACCCCAACAUUAAGAUGACUUGGUGCAAGGGCACGGAGCCCCUGAGGAUCCAGUACUCCCUGGGGAAAUACGACCUGAAGCAGAUGGGAACCAAGUACAUGUUAUACAUCACCAACGUGAACAUGAACGACAUCGGGACCUACUCCCUCUCCGUGGGCGACAAGAAGAUGUCGGCGCAGCUGACCGUCCUGGACGAGCCCCUGAAGUUCCUGGCGGAGCUGAAGCUGAAGGUGACGGAGCGACAGACGGCCGUGUUCGAGAUCCGCCUGUCCAAGAAGGUGCCCGACUUCGCGUGGAAGUUCAACGGGAAGGAGCUGAAGCGGGACGACAAGUAUGAGAUCGUGACCUCGGAGGACGGGCUGACCCACACCCUGAAGAUCAAGGACGCCCGCCUCAGCGACAUCGGCGACUUCUCCUUCGAGGCCGGCGGGCUGGUCCAGAAGGCCCAGCUGGUCAUCGAACGCAUCCCCAUCAAGUUCCUGAGCACCCUGAAGAACGUGCGGGUGAAGGAGAAGAGCCGGGCCUGCCUGGAGUGCGAGUUGACCUCCAAGGACGUGACGCUGCGCUGGAAGAAGGACGGCCGGCUGCUGGAGCGCUGCGCUAAAUACGGCAUGAGCCACGAGGGCAAGCGGGCCGAGCUCGUCAUCGACGACGCCCAGCUCAGUGACGGCGGAGAGUACACCGUGGUGGCCGUGCAGGACGGGGACCCCACAGAGUACUACAGCACCGCCACCGUCACCGUCGAAGAGCGGUUCGCCACGGUGAAGAGCGGGAUGUCGGACGUGCACGCGGCCACGGGGAGCCUGGCCGAGCUCUGCGUGGUGCUGAACGACGAGAAGGUGGACGGCGUCUGGCUCAAGGACGGCAAGGAGAUCACGGACAUGACGGGGAUCCAGAUCGUCAAGCAGGGGGCCGUGCACAAGGUCAUCUUCCCCAACAUGGGCCCCGAGCACGAGGGCAAGUACACCUUCCGGGCCAAGGGAGCCGAGAGCGAGGCCACCGUCUCCAUCGCAGACCCUCCCUUCGUCGACCCGUCGGUUCUGGAGGCGCUGGCCACCCACCCGGUGACGGUGAAGGUGGGUCAGACGGCCUACAUCAAGGUGCCCUUCCGGGGCAAGCCGCUGCCCAAGGUGACGUGGUACAAGGACGGGAUGGAGGUGACGGAGGAAGAGCGGGUGACCAUGGAGCGGACGCCGGACCAAGCCCUGCUGAUCAUCCGGGACUGCGUGCGCGAGGACAGCGGCGCCGUCCUGCUCAAGCUCAAGAACGACUUCGGCACCGCCACGGCCACCCUGCAUCUCAGCGUGCUCGACAAGCCGAAGCCGCCGCAGGGGAAGGUGGAGUUCCUGGAGCUGACGGGCCAGCGGGUGAACCUCAAGUGGAAGGCGCCCAAGGACAACGGGGGGAAGCCGGUGACCCAGUUCGUGAUCGAGCGCCGGGCGGCCGGGAAGAAGUCCUGGAUCAAGGUGGGAGAGGUGGAGGGAGGCCUCACCAACUUCGCCACCGACAAGGUGGAGGAGGGCAGGGCCUACCAGUUCCGCAUCCGCGCCGUCAACUCCGAGGGCGUCAGCGAGCCGCUGGAGAGCGACGAGGUGUUCGCCGGCGACCCCGUCGAGCCCCCCGGGCUGACGUCCCAGCCCCACGCGACCGACGUGACCAAGGACGCCAUCACCAUCACCUGGAACCCGCCCACGCACGACGGGGGCUCGCCGGUGAUCGGCUACUUCGUGGAACGGAGGAAGAAGGGGAGCAACCUCUGGGUGCCCUUCAACCGGGACCCCAUCCCGGACACCAAGUGCACGGUGACCGGUCUCCUGGAGGACACCGAGUAUGAGUUCCGCGUCAUCCCGGUGAACCGCGCGGGUCCCGGGCAACCCAGCAGCCCCUCCAACUCUGUCGUGGCCAAGGACCCCAUCAAGCCCCCGGGCCCGGUGCAGGGCCUGCACGUGUCCGACUCCUCCAACUCCAGCAUCUCCCUGGCCUGGCGGGAGCCCGCCGAGGGGGACCCGCCCUCGGGCUACAUCCUGGAGAUGCGGGCGGAGGACAGCAGGGACUGGUCCCGCUGCACCAAGAUCCCCAUCUCCGGCACCUGCUACACCGUGGGCGGCCUGACCGAGCGGCAGACGUACCUCUUCCGCAUCCGCGCCGUCAACGAGGCGGGCGUCGGGGAGCCCGUGGAGCUGGACGAGGGGGUCCGGGCCAUGCCCCCCCGGGUGAGAGCCGCCCCCAAGUUUGACCUCGGUGGCAGGCUAAGUAGUCACAUGGUGGUCCGGGCGGGCACUGCCCUGUGCAUCCACGCUUCCUUCACCGGCUCCCCCCCACCCGGCGUGGUCUGGAAGAAGAACGGGAUCCCCACCAAGGGCCGGGAGACCAUCACCAAGAGCAAGAACCACUCCCAGUUCCUCAUCAACAGCACCAAGCGGGGGGACUCGGGCGUCUACCGCAUCCAGCUGCAAAACGAGUUCGGGGAGGCGCACUACGACGUCCACGUGCGCGUGGCGGAUUUCCCGCGGCCGCCGACGGACCUGAGGCUCUUCGAGGAGGUGCCCAACACGGUGACGCUGAGCUGGGAGCACAGCCCGGACGUGCAGGAGGACGGCCAGGCGCAUUAUGUCAUCAUGAAGCGGGACGCCAGCACGGCCACCUGGUUCACGGCCGCCGAGCGGGUGUUCAGCAACAAGUACAACUCACCGGGCCUGCUGCCCGGACGCAGGUACUACUUCCGCGUGCUGGCCCGGAACGAGAUCGGGGACAGCGACCCGCUCGACUCCAAGGACACCUGGCUGGUCAACAAGGACGAGAUCGAGGACCUGAGCUCCAAGCUCCGGCCGUACGCGCAGAAGGACUGGCGCCGGGCCCCCCGCUUCAUCACGAAGCUCAAGUCGCACACGGUGCUGCGAGGCAACGACUGCACCAUGAGCUGCGCCUUCCUGGGGUCCCCGCGGCCCACCGUCACCCUCUACAAGGACAACGUCAAACAUCACCUGCCUGACACCAAGUUCUGGUACAACUCCAGCGGCGUCUGCACCCUGGUCAUCCCCACUGCACCCUCAAGGACAGCGGCACCUACAGCGUGGCUCAUCGAGAACGAGCUGGGCAAGGACAAGAGCAGCUGCGGGCCUGACGUCUACGACAAAGACGACAAAGCCAUCCUGGCGGCCGUGGCGGAGAGUCUGCAGCGGAAAUCCAAGCACCUCAUGUGAGCUCCGCCCCGCGCCGGAGGGGGAGACGCGCCCGGCGGCACCGGGAGACCUCCGGUCCCCAGGGGUUGGGGUCUCCUCUCGGCGCCCGCUCCUUGCUGAGCUCUUGAGGGCGGUCAUCGUCUCAACCGCUUCGUUGGUAGCGCUCGGUAGAGUUGCUCUGCACCCCCCCGGGUGCUCAAUAAAUGUUCUUGAUCCA
Messenger RNA from Ornithorhynchus anatinus (platypus), 4240 nucleotides. RefSeq names its product immunoglobulin superfamily member 22 (gene IGSF22). Gene Ontology annotation, molecular function: protein binding. Lineage: Eukaryota; Metazoa; Chordata; Mammalia; Monotremata; Ornithorhynchidae. The record is from RefSeq and is a predicted model, not a curated record.